Chironomus riparius is the source of this 3199-nucleotide messenger RNA. NCBI's taxonomy places the organism in Eukaryota, Metazoa, Arthropoda, Insecta, Diptera, Chironomidae. The record is from the annotation of a GenBank genome assembly.
CUUUUGUUUACAUUUUAUCAGUCUUUAAGAAUUAUUAAAAAUGUCCUUUAAUUUCGAUCAAUUUAAUAGCAAUUCGUUGACACAACGCGAGCCAAUAUCCCGUUCAUCAGAGGAAACUCAAAUAGUGCCGUCUGGAUACGUGCAAAUCAAGAAAAAUGACGAAACACAAAUUUUUCGUAAACAAAAAAUGAAUAUUUCACUUCCAGCAAACAUAAAUUUCCUAAAUGUCUCAAAUGACAACAUAGCAAUUCUUAUGUCUGCUCAUCUACUGUUUAGAAUGAAUAUGUCGCGUGCUGACUCUCAAACUGAUGUUUCACUUGAGAAGUUUAUCGUUGGACAGCGAGUUUCAAGAAUGUUUUUAGAUCAAACGGGAAAUCAUUUAUUGCUCUCUUUAGUUCCCAAAUCAUCAGGAUAUAGUUCAGAAUUAAUGUAUUUAAACAGAAAUUGCAAUAAACCAAAGAUUCUGACAAAGUUUCGUGAUCAUGAAAUCACAGCAAUUGGAUUUAAUUGCGAAAAUACAUCAAGCAUAACAACAGGCAAUAUACUGUUGGGAACAUCUAAAGGAUAUAUCUUUGAGGCUGAUAUUGGACUCGAAAAUGAUCGAGUUAUUCAAAAUAAUUUUCGACAGGCAUUCGAUAUUGGGAGAGGAGAAAAAGGGCCAGUAACUGGAAUUGGAGUACAUAGAGCACAGAAAACAAAUAAUUUUAUAGUUCUUGUGUCUACACUCGAUCGUCUCUACAAGUUUCAUGAAUGUCUCAAUGAUGACAAGUCACUGUCAAACAUUUUUAAGCAUUACAUGAACGUUCCAGAAGAAGCUAGGGACUAUGAACAACAAUCCAGUAAAUUAUCAUAUUCACAAAUGGAUUUUAUAUUGGAAAAUAAAUAUCCGAGAGGAUUUGGCUGGUUAACGGAGGCUGGCAUAUUUUACGGAGAAAUAAAUCAAAUUGCUGAUAAUCCAAACUUUAUAUUAAGCAAAAAGACCAUAACGUUUCCCGAACAAGAUAACGAUUAUCGAACAGCAAGUUACAUUUCAAAGCACCAAAAUUUAGUUCCAAGCUCAUUUGUACUCACAGACUUUCACAUAUUGCUGCAGUAUUCAGAUCAUAUUACUGCAAUAUCGCUAAUUAGUCAUGAAAUUGUCUAUGAUGAAUACUUUUCGGACCAACAUGGAAAAUUAAUGGCAAUAAUUAAGGAUGUGAAAAAUGGAAAUGUCUACACAUUCAGCAAUAAGACGAUAUUCAAGUACAAGAUCCACAACGAAAAACGCAAUGUGUGGCGCAUAUAUUUAGAUAAAAAAGAAUUUGAACUGGCUGAAAAAUACAGUCGAGAUAAUCCUGCACACUAUGAUAUUGUUUUAUCAAGAAUUGGUGAUGAUUUUUAUGAGAGGAAGCUAUACAUUGAUGCAUCAAGAGUUUAUUCACAGACGAAAAAGAGUUUUGAGGAAGUAACGUUAAAGUUCAUGCAAGUGAAUGAGAAUUUACCAUUGAUUUAUUAUCUGAAAAGUCGAUUAAAUGAUUUAAAUCCAGCAACUGAAAAGACACAAAUAACAAUGCUGGUUGUAUGGCUUGUUGAUCUCUAUUUGACUGAAAUAAACAGAUCAUCGUUGACUUCUUUAGAAAGGCAAAAGGAGUAUGAUGAAUUUCUACUACAUCCACACGUACAGACAUGCUUAAAAGAUAAUCGAAAAGUUAUUUAUGAUAUUAUAGCAUCGCAUGGUGACAAUUACAAUCUUACAUCACUAACGACAAUGAAUGAAGAUUAUGAGGAUGUCAUUAAUCAUUAUAUCCAACAAAAUGAGUAUAGAGAUGCACUGGAUACACUGAAAAUCCCUAAACGUGCUGAUUUAAUUUAUCAAUUUGCACCAAUUAUUAUAGAGGAAUCGCCAAAGGAAACAAUUCAAAUGCUUAUGGAUCGUGGUCGUGGAUUAAAUGCUGUUAAAUUACUCCCAACAUUAUUAUGCAUAAAAAGUGAUAAGCAUCGCACGGAAGUCGUUAGAUAUUUGGAAUUUGCCAUACAUUCAUUAAGUGUUCAAGAUCAAUCCAUUCAUAAUUAUUUAAUACAGCUUUAUGCUAAGUAUAAAGAUAGUGAAAAGCUUAUGAGCUAUUUUGAGACACAAGGAAAGGAAUUGUCUAUGAUUCAUUAUGAUGUUCAUUAUGCACUGCGAUUAUGUAAGGAAUUUGAUGUUAAGCAAGCUUGUGUCUUCUUGAUGUGCAUCUUAGAAUUUUGGCAACAAGCUGUUGAACUUUCGUUGACUUUUGACUCUAAAUUAGCACAACAAACAGCUUCGCAGCCAAAUGAUCGUGAGUUGAAGAGAAAACUGUGGUUGACAAUAGCUGAAUAUGAAAUAAGAAGAAAGGAAAAUGUGCAGGAAGCUCUGGAACUGCUUAGAACUACAGAUUUGUUAAGAAUUGAAGAUUUACUGCCAUUUUUCCCCGAUUUUCAGAAAAUUGAUCAUUUUAAAGAGGCAAUUUGUGAUUCUUUGAAGGAAUACAAUCGUAAGAUACAUGAGCAAAGGAAGGAAAUGGAAGAAAGUGCUGAAGCAGCAGAAAAUGUGAGGAAAUCUAUUCAGGCAUUCAAAAAUCGAUCUGUGACUAUUUCUGGACAAGACAAGUGUUCUUAUUGUGGUGUUUUUCUGCUUCUCAAGCCAUUCUUCUUGUUUCCAUGCAGCCAUAAGUUUCACAGUGAUUGCCUCGAGAAAAAUUUACUGGAACUAUUUAAACCAGAAGAAGGCCAGAAACUCCAAAAACUCAAACAGAAGCUUUCAUCACUGUCAACACAAAUAGAAAUAUCCAAGAACCAAAACAAUUCUAUUCCAGAACAAAUUAUAGCUGCACGAGAUCAACUUAAAUUAGAUAUUGAAAAUAUAUUGGCAGCCGAAUGUACAAUGUGUGGAAGUUUGAUGAUACAGCAGCUUGACAAGAAGUUUUCAAGCUCUAAUGAACAGUGGUAAAAUUCUUGUGGCUGAAUAUUCCAACGGAAUUUGAAAAUUCAAAUUUUAUCGGAUUUUUGAGAUCCAGUUUUGAAGAUCCAGCCAGGCAAAUGAAGUCACAAGUCAUCGCCUAUAAAAUAACAGUCAAAUAUUACUCAUCCUAAUUAUUAUUAUAUCAAUCAUGUCCAUUAGCUAAAUAUUGCUUUAUUAUCAAUCUAAAUAAAAUAAUACGCAUUAUUUACUCAACAUGGAACAUCUUCUUCAUCAUCU